AUGAUCCACUCUGGACUCGAUAGCCACUGUAACCCGCAGCACAGCCCAACGCUCAUAGCACCGAAGAAGGCACCAACUAACGCACAAGGCCCGGAGUCCGCGGGAGGAGCCGACCGACGGACGAGCUGCAGACCCCAGCGGGACUGGCGGGCCACCCACUCGCGUCCCGCCUACCCUUUAACUACAUCUGUGUACCUGCCAGUGGAGCCUGACGACUACCGGGAGUGGCAGGGCCCCAGGGCUGCAGCAGCACCCCACCACGUUCGAAGAUGCCAUCGGCGAAGGCGGCCCCCCUGUGGUCACCCACGGACCAGGGACUUCCCUAUGGGAACUUGA
This is a messenger RNA of Pelobates cultripes (western spadefoot toad), 336 nucleotides long. Lineage: Eukaryota; Metazoa; Chordata; Amphibia; Anura; Pelobatidae. The record is from the annotation of a GenBank genome assembly.